AAUUGCUUUGCUUCUUUCUAUCUAGUCUGCACUUUCUUCUUUUCCGUCUUCUUUCUUUCUUUUUUUAGCGCCUUCUGCAACUCUUCUUUCUUCUCCUCCGAAAUUUCUUGCGUCGUGAGCUUUUCCUUUGCCGCUGCCGGUCUCUUGCCGCCGAUUGUUGCUGUGCUUUCUCCUUUCUGGCUCCCUCUUGUCGUUGCUGCCGUUGUGUCUGCUCCGAUUGUUUGGCCAGCAUAUAUAUGUGGAAAACGUCGGUGUCGUCUGCUUCGUCGGAGUCCGUCAAUUUUUCGGGCCCGUUUGGCUUUCAAUUCGUUUGGCCCGUCUGGCCCAUCAGAUCUGUCAAUCAAAAAACCCAUCCUCCUCAUCUCGAUUAUUCUUCAAAAAACUCACUCUCUCUGUCUCUUUUCUCCUCACUCUUUCUCACAAAAAACUCACUCCUGGGGGGAGAAUCCCUUGUGGGGGCUCCGGACGACUCUCCCUCUCUGCUCUUUUCUCACUCUAUUUCCCACUAUCAAAGCAUCCAUUUAUAGGCAGAUAAUAUCACUAUUCCCGGCCCAUGAAUGCUUUGAGACUUUUUCUUCGCAGCCUUUAAUGCCACACAUGCCUUGGCUAUCCAUGUUUUGCCGUUCUCCACAAUCAUUUUUUCCUAUCUAGAUCAAGCUUACCAUAUUUCAACAAAUACCACCAAGUAUAAGACAACUGCAAAUUGAUUUCGUUGAUCAAAUGGAAAUCCACCCAACUGAAAUGAGUCGAGGGGAGAAUGACUAUGAUGAGGAGGCUCUUCAGCGCCUUACAUCGGCCAUCAUUCAGAAAAUCGGUGAAGGUACCCAGAAAACUGAAUCCUUCUUCUCUUCAGCUCACAUAUGGAGGGUGCCCAGAGAGCUUCGUAAGCUGAAGAAAAGUGCCUACACCCCUCGCCUCAUUGCUAUUGGCCCUCUUCACCAAAAAGAUGAACACCUCCAAACACCCUUGCAACACGUUAAAAUGAGCUACACGAAUUACCUACUCCAGCGACUGACCGCAGGAAUGGAGGACCAAGAAUUAGCAGAGCAGAAAAAGUUCACAGUGGUACAAAAAUGUUUAGCGGAAAUGAAGACAUCAAUAGAUCAGGCAAAGAAAUGCUACGCAGCAGAAGUUACACUAGAUGAGGAAAUGAUGUUUGUCGAUGGUUGUUUCAUUCUCGAAUUUCUAUAUAGAGACCUCCAGGAUACCUUAGAGGGAGGAAAAACAGAUCCUAUUUUUGGUAACAGUUCAACCCUUCCUGACGUGAUAAAUGACUUGAUACUCCUCGAGAACCAGAUUCCUUUCUUUGUGCUUGAGAAGUUGUUUGCAUUCACGGUGGGUCAGAUCCCGAAUCGCCUCGACAACUUGCCACUCACCUAUUAUGUGCGGAAGUGCUAUAGCGGAUGGGUGAGAACACUACGAAAUUCCGACAACAGUGGUAGCGCCAGAAGUACUUGGUGUUCGCCCAGAGACUGUGUCCUUGGGGUUUUUGGUUGUACAGCAGAAGAAGAAGGUCAAAAGGGUAAUAUUGAUGAUCACCGUAGUACUGCCAAGUACUAUCAUAUCCUCCAUAACCUACAUGAUGGUUACCUUCCUGCUCAUGAUCAAACAAAACAGAUACUACUAGAUUUUGAUUAUAGAGAAAUGCCUUCGGCAUCGGAACUCGUCUAUGCAGGAGUCAAGUUUGUUCCCGAUGCUGGAAACGAUCUGUUCAAGUUCAAGUUCACUGAACCUAAAGGCCUAUUUCGGCGGUGUCAUAGGGCACGUUUCAAAAUCCCACCACUCGCGAUAUACGACGGCACGGAGGCGUUACUCAGGAACCUCAUUGCCCUUGAACAGUGCUGCCCUGGCGUUUCGCGGCACGUUUCGUCCUAUGCGCACGUCAUGGACACGCUCGUGAACACUGAUAAAGAUAUCCAAGCGCUCGAAAAGGCCGGAGUCCUGAGGAACUGCUUGGGUGCCACCCAGGACGCCACCGAUCUAUUCAACAACCUAUGCAAGGAAAUCGUUGCAGGAGAAUACUUCCUUGACACGUGCUGCGAAGCCACCGAGUACAGCAAGCGUUUUUGGCCGAAGAAUAUAGCACACGUGAGACGCACGUAUUUUGAUUCUCCGUGGACAUUCAUAGCUUUCUGUGUCGGCUUCAUUGCUUUUGUUAUAUCCUUGGUUGGAUUCGUCAGCGAUUUCGGUAAAAAAGGCUAAUGUAGCUGUGAAGGAACGAAGAGAUGGGGUCAAUAAAUCAAGUGGGUCGAAAAUUGGGUGUGCAUAUGUAUAUAUUGGUGUAGUUGGAACUUGGAAGUAGUAUUGUGCAUCUAAAACGAGUGUGUUUGUGUGAUGUAUAUUGAGAGAGAGAGAGAGAGAGAGAGAGAGAGCUAGCUGUGGGAUCCCCUUUGGGAGUUUCCAUUCCUCCCCUAUUGUUUGUAUGCGUGUGAUCAUUGUGUUGGAUUAUUUAUUUUUAUUUUUUAAAAAAGUUCGUCUGUGUGUGUUGUAUUAUUUUGGAAGAAGUGGUAAUAAUAUGGGUGUUGUGUAA
Rhododendron vialii is the source of this 2530-nucleotide messenger RNA. Its product is annotated as UPF0481 protein At3g47200-like. The record is from RefSeq and is a predicted model, not a curated record. The coding region runs from base 721 to 2202 and encodes 493 amino acids. NCBI's taxonomy places the organism in Eukaryota, Viridiplantae, Streptophyta, Magnoliopsida, Ericales, Ericaceae. The transcript is spliced from 2 exons.